Messenger RNA from Myotis myotis, 1578 nucleotides. RefSeq names its product CD84 molecule (gene CD84). NCBI's taxonomy places the organism in Eukaryota, Metazoa, Chordata, Mammalia, Chiroptera, Vespertilionidae. The transcript has 9 exons. The record is from RefSeq and is a predicted model, not a curated record. Gene Ontology annotation, cellular component: external side of plasma membrane. The coding region runs from base 294 to 1256 and encodes 320 amino acids. Gene Ontology annotation, biological process: negative regulation of interleukin-6 production; T cell activation; positive regulation of tumor necrosis factor production.
GCCAUUUGGUUCGGGUGUAUGUGACCAAGGACAGGACUCCAGGCUGCUGCUUUUGCGAGUCUCCCUGGAAUGCUUCCCACCCCAGCCUCUCCUUAGGCACCUGAAGUCCGCACUCUCUCCUUGCACCAAAGCCUCAGGUCUCAGGAGCUGGAUCCUCAGACUCCCCCCAACCAGCUGGGUUCCAGUUAAAAUUGCUUAGCUUUGGGGCUCAGCUAUAAAUAGCAAGAAAAUUCGAGUGAAACGCUGUCUGCUAGAAGAGUGCCUUUCUUUUCACAAUCAGUGAUCCUCUGAAGAUGGCCCAGCACUAUUUAUGGAUCUUGCUCCUUUGCCUACAAACCUGUCUGGAAGCAGCUGAAAGCAACACAAACAUGCUCACCGUGAAUGGGAUUCUGGGGGAAACAGUUACUUUCCCUUUAAAUAUCCAAAACAUACAGCAAAUUACCAGCAUUAACUGGGUGAGUUCCAAAACGUCCGUUGCUGUUGUAGUGGCCCUCCCCAGCGCACCCCCCCAAGUCAUUGUGACCCACCAAAACUAUAAGCAACGAGUAAACGUCUCAAGUCAGAACUACAACUUGGAGAUCAGCAAUCUGAGGAUGGAAGAUGCAGCGAUCUACAAAGCUGACAUAAACACAAAGAACUCUGAAAAGGAGACACUCACCAGGACCUACAAACUUCAAGUUUAUCGUAGGCUUGGGAAGCCGAAAAUUACUCAGAGUUUAACGACAUCUUCGAACAGUACUUGUAAUGUCACACUGACAUGCUCCAUGGAGAAAGAAGAAAAAAAUGUGACAUACACUUGGAGUCCUAUGGGGACAGAGGGUAGCGUUCUCCAAGUCUUCCAGACUCCUAACAACCAAGAGCUGACUUACACCUGUACAGCCUGGAACCCCGUCAGCAACAAUUCUGACUCCAUCUCUGCCCAGCAGCUCUGUGCAGAUAGCCCCACGGGCCUCCAUAUUCACCGUGCUGGAUUGCUGAGUGGGCUGGCUGUGCUCUUUCUGGUUAUAGUUAUCCUACCUUCAGUGCUUUUGUUCCUUUUUUGCAAGAAAGGACGAGGUUCCUCCUUCAAGAUCUUCCAUAAGAAACCUGAUGCUGCCUCAAAGAACACAAUAUACACAUAUGUCAAUGCUCCAAGAGAUCCUCAGCCAGCAGAGCUCAGAAUCUACGAUGAAAUCUCCCAGCCCAAGGUGGACAAAACCAUCAGCACUCAGGACAGCAAACCUUCUAGGACUCCAAGCUAUGUAUCUGUGAUCUAGGCUGCCAGACAGCAUUCUCUCCAUGGAAACUAAACCAUAACCACAGAUAAUGGCAGAUACCUUGGACCUAGACUUUCUCUGCCCACCUCUUACCUGAAGACUGCAAAUCGCCACAUCCCAAUAUGAAAACCAGGAAGCCCUCUGCUGCUGGACAUAGCUUGUGCUUAGAUAGGCAGAUGGACAUGUGCCCUUUCUGAAAUGGGUGAAUUGCCUUCUGGAUGAAUAAGGCAAGUCCCUUGGCACAGUGCUCUCCAAUCUUCUUUACAUCGCAGCAUAUGUAGAAAAUAUUUUUAUGGCACAAUGAAGUAAACAAUCAAGAUUG